Messenger RNA from Hemisphaericaspora subhashii, 1599 nucleotides. RefSeq lists its product as uncharacterized. Bases 1 to 1599 code for a protein of 532 amino acids. Lineage: Eukaryota; Fungi; Ascomycota; Pichiomycetes; Serinales; Debaryomycetaceae. Gene Ontology annotation, molecular function: carbohydrate:proton symporter activity. Gene Ontology annotation, cellular component: membrane. The transcript has a single exon. Gene Ontology annotation, biological process: transmembrane transport; carbohydrate transport. The record is from RefSeq and is a predicted model, not a curated record.
AUGACUGAUUCAAUUAAAAUAGAAACAGAAAAAGAUACAGAAAUCGGCCAAACUGUCCCUUCGACCAACCUUCUCAAUGAUUCAAUCGAUGAUUACUUGUAUCUCAAAAAACCAUUCUACAAAUAUGGUUUCUUGAACAAGUUGCAUUUUUGUAUCUUUGUGAUCACUGUCGCUUCAACCAACAAUGGUUAUGACGGUAGUAUGGUUAAUGGUCUUCAAAUGAUUGAAAACUGGAGAGAUGCUAUGGGUAAUCCAGCUGGUCACGUUUUAGGUGCUCUUGCUAAUGGUUUGGUUUUUGGUGCUUUGUUGGCUGCUGUUUGUGCUGCUUGGAUGUCAGAUAGAUUUGGAAGAAAACCAUCUAUUAUUGUUGGUAUGAUCAUCGUUAUCAUCGGGUCAAUUAUGCAGGGUGCUGCUAACGGAUAUGCCUUGUUCACCUUUGCGAGAAUUGUUAUUGGGUUUGGUGCUAAUGUUGCCAGUGUUUCUUCACCUGCAUUGAUUUCGGAAAUUUCUUUCCCAACAUAUAGAGAAACUUGUACUUCAUUAUUCAACACAUUCUGGUAUCUUGGUGCCGUUAUUGCUGCUUGGGUUACUUAUGGGAGUCAUACUUUGAGUACAUCAUAUGCCUGGAGAAUUCCAUCUUAUCUUCAAGGUGCCCUUCCACUCUUUUUAAUCUGUUGUAUCUGGUGGGUUCCAGAAUCACCACGUUUUCUUAUUUCCAAGGGUAAAGUCGAAGAAGCCCGUAAGAUCCUCAGGGAAUUCCAUACUGGUAAUGACCCCUCCCAUGAAGCUACCCGUUUAGUGGAAUUUGAAGUUCAAGAAAUUAUCGCUGCUUUAGAAAUCCAGAAGGUUUAUGCCCAUGCUAAAUAUUCCGACUUCUUGAAUAUCGCAUCUUAUAGAAAGAGACUCUUUUUGGUUAUUUUCACUGCUGUAAUCACCCAACUUUCCGGUAAUGGUUUGGUUUCAUACUAUCUUAACAAAGUCCUUAAUACUAUUGGUAUCACUGACGAAGACACACAACUUAAAAUCAAUGGAGGUCUUAUGAUCUAUAAUUUAGUCGUUUCCUGGGCUGCCGCAUUCUCCAUACAAUACUUCAAGAGACGUACUAUUUUCUUAGUUUGUACCGGUGGUAUGCUUGCUUCAUUCAUCAUUUGGACAGCUCUUUCCGCUAGAUUUGCUAUUACAGGAUUUGAAAAUAACACUUUAGCUAAUGGUGUUUUGGCAUUCAUCUUCUUGUUUUAUUUAUCUUAUAAUAUUGGUGCUAAUGGUCUUCCAUUCACUUACGUUACGGAAAUUUUACCAUAUUCUCACCGUGCUAAGGGUACAAAUAUCUUCAUGGCUGCUGCUUAUGCUUUCUUAAUCUACAACGGGUUCGUUAACCCUAUUGCCAUGGAUGCUAUCGAAUGGAAGUACUAUAUUGUCUACUGUUGCUUCUUGGCUGUCGAAGUUGUUGUGGUUGCUUUGUUCUAUGUCGAAACAUCAGGAUAUACUUUGGAAGAAGUUAGUAUUGCUUUUGGUGAAGGUAGUGCCAACGCUGAAAGCCUUGUCCCAUUAAAAAACAACCUGAGUGACAAUGACAGUAGUCCAAAUGGCUACCCUUAA